Molecule: messenger RNA, 978 nt
Organism: Pyrus x bretschneideri (Chinese white pear)
Lineage: Eukaryota; Viridiplantae; Streptophyta; Magnoliopsida; Rosales; Rosaceae
Product: glycine-rich cell wall structural protein-like
Exons: 1
Coding region: 94-738 (214 amino acids)
Source: RefSeq, a predicted model, not a curated record
UGCUCGUUACCUAAGUUUAUCAAACCAAACAAUUCACGAUUCCCGUUUCCUAUAUAUCGAUCUCUCUUUAAUUUAUUUGUUAUUGGGGGAAACAUGGGGAAGUUUUCUAAGUUUGUUGGGUUGUUUGCUGUGACGUUUGUAAUGGUGCUAGCAAUAGCGGAGUGUCGUAAGAUUGAGAAAGAAACAUUUUCUGAAGGCCUAGGAGGUGGUUUAGGUGGUGGUGCUGGUGCUGGUGGGGGAUUUGGUGGUGGUGUAGGAGGUGGAGGCGGUGCUGGUGGUGGCUUGGGAGGUGGUGCUGGUGGUGGUGUAGGAGGUGGAGGCGGUGCAGGUGGUGGCUUAGGAGGUGGUGCUGGUGGGGGCUUUGGAGGUGGCAAAGGUGGCGGUGUAGGAGGUGGAUCCGGGGGUGGUGCCGGAGGUGGAGUUGGCGGUGGAAGUGGAGGUGGUGCUGGUGGGGGAUUUGGUGGUGGCAAAGGUGGCGGUGUAGGUGGAGGUGUUGGUGGAGGCGUUGGGGGAGGCGCGGGUGGAGGCGUUGGGGGAGGCGCGGGUGGUGGUGUUGGAGGAGGAGUUGGUGGUGGAGGUGGUGCUGGUGGAGGCAUUGGGGGUGGUGCAGGUGGUGGUGUUGGCGGUGGAGGUGGUGCCGGUGGAGGUGCUGGUGGAGGCUUUGGGGGUGGCAAAGGUGGCGGUGUUGGAGGAGGAGUUGGUGGCGGUGCUGGUGGAGGGAUUGGUGGUGGAGUUUAACUCCCAAAUUUAGCUAUCGGCUAUACCUAGCUAAUGCUAUCAUGCAAAGUCGUACGUGUAAGACUCCAUGCAUGGAACUUGUAUUACCUUCUACUACUAGAGAAUAAAUGAAGACAUGUAACGUGCCUAGGUAUUACCUUCUGUUGAAGAGGGGAGUGCAAAUAUCCAAUCCCAUUUAUGUGAUGAAAUGCUACUGCAUCAUUAAGAUUAAACAAAGAUAUGGUCAGGUCCUCAUGUGCA